Molecule: messenger RNA, 357 nt
Organism: Microthlaspi erraticum
Lineage: Eukaryota; Viridiplantae; Streptophyta; Magnoliopsida; Brassicales; Brassicaceae
Source: the annotation of a GenBank genome assembly
AUGGCCUCGCCAAGGAGUCUGUCGGGAUUGCCGGAUGACCCCCGACGUUUGGUCUUGUCGUCAUCAUCCAUGGCGAUACCCUUCCCCUUUCUAUCUUGCGAAUCCAUCCCGAUUACGCGGAAAAUUCGGAAAUUCGAAGAUUGGAGUAACCAAACUCGACGGAGCAGAACCCUAAGAUCAGAAGACGAAAUCGAGCACAACCUAACUAGAUCCGAGCAAUUCGUAUUCCCUAGUCCUAAAUCCCGGAGAAUCGAUUCGAGAAAUCAAUCGAGAAGAUUUGAAGUCGGAUUAGCGGAAGUUACCUUUGAUUCGUCGGGACGGUUGAGUGAGAAGAAGAAAAGAAGCAAAAAUGAAUAA